GGAGGAGGGCGGAGCGCGGGGCGGUCGCCCCUGGAGACGGCAGCGGGCGGAGGACGGCGGCGGGUCAUUGCACAGAUAAAAGCAAAGCAAGGUGGACGAGUUACGGGACUGCCCUAUGUAGACAAAAGAAUUCGCUGAAGGCCACGGAACCUGAGGCCGAGCAGCAUCUUGUGACUCCCAGUCUGGUGCUUUGAUUGCUGACUGCUCCUGCUUUACAUGCUAGCAUCGCCGGCUCACUGAAAAUGUCGGGUAAAACAGCCAGCACCACCAACAGCAUAGCUCAGGCCCGGAGGACUGUCCAGCAGCUGAGAAUAGAAGCCUCAAUAGAAAGAAUAAAGGUGUCAAAGGCAUCAGCAGACCUAAUGCUCUAUUGCGAAGAACACGCCAAGAAAGAUCCAUUGCUGAUGGGCAUCCCUGCUUCUGAAAACCCAUUCAAGGACAAGAAGACGUGCAUUUUGUUAUAGGGGCACAGCAGUGCCUCCGCAGCUCCCUGCAGGCUGAUGUGUAGGCAAACAACCUGUAAGGUACCCGGUAUUCACUGUCCUCUUCUCACAUGUAGAAACGAUCUCUUAGGCUUUCUAAAGCAUCUCUUCUGCUCCCAGUCUCCGGUAGGAAGUGAGAUUUCACACUCAAUCACUUUUCCCUUGGCCAGAGGAGCGGGGUCCCUUUGCAGAGCCGUGGCUCUGAUUGCGCUCCUGCUGUGACCUCACACACACAGACCAAAGCUGCCUGGCUUUGCUGCAGAACACAGCCGGGCUAAGAGUUGGAAUCCCCAUUAUGAAACAUUGGUGGUGUCGCACUUGUUGAAAUCAAGUGUGCACGCAGAGCAGGGCCUCCCUCUACAGUGUGCAGAUGUGCAUUUGUGCACAUGCACACUUAGAAGUGCAUUAUCGAGCAACAGCUACCUUGAGGAAUGAUGGUAGUGACUGCUGGAGAGCUCCAGGCUCGUGCUGACACCCUUGGUGUGCUAGUUGCACUUGGCAGGGUUUUUGGCAUGUAAAACCUAAUGUGUCAAGCCGAGGGUUUACUUCCUAGCCUUCAGGAGGCUAGGAAAAAGCAACUUCAGAUUUAAUUCUGGUUUUCUCAUUUCUCUCAUCAAAAAUCUUUGUUGGCAUGCAAAAAAGAAAAGCUGUCCAAAGAAUCAGAGGCAACAGACUCAUAGUUCGUGUCUUUGUGGCGGAGGUGGAGGUGUGGUUCUGCCACUUGAGGUCUCAUUUAUGAUUUGUACAGGCACCCAGAAUUUGGCUCUUUCCUAAAUCUCCUCUUAAAGGGGAAAAAAUGCCAAACUGCAUCCAGAUUGUGAUUGUGUAGGUGUAACCAGGGGGCCUUUCCAUCAAGGAAGUCAUUUGAUAUAUAUACAUCAUAAAAAAGUCCUUGCGUGCGUGUAUAUAAAUAUAUAUAUAUAUAAACUUUAAUAGGAUAUUUAUACAAACAUUGCAUAUUAACAGCAAACUUCCAGGGGACUUAAAACGAUUCUGCCUUUCUCUGUAGCUGUGGUCCAGGGCUGGAGUUGUGAGCGGCCAUCGCUGCGCGUUCCUGUAAGGAUGCUUACAGGACUUAUUAACCACUUGUAAUUUACUGUCUUAUGUUGCCUAUUUGUCAUUUCUAUAUUAAAUUAUAUACGCACUGUUGAUAAUAUAUUGAGAAAUUAUAUAUUUGUUUAACGAGGCUCUUUAACAAACAGCUCAAAAAUCUGAACGCGAGGCUGGCAAUAAGAAAACUGUACUGCUAACUCUGUGCUUACAUUCAAAUUAUUUUUAUAAUUAGACUAUUUUUCUAGCAAUGAUUUCCAAACAAUAAUGUAGAUCCAUGCUUAUUUUUUCUUUUUUACUAUCUUUGAGUCUCCUUUUAUAACACAUCUAGUUAGACACAGUCGGUAGCUGAGCUGGGGCGGCCAGCAGGGGCACGCAGAGGCGCAGGGGCUCGUGCAAAUAUUGCUCCUUCCAGGAGCCAUCAGUGCUGGUUAGAGCUCCUCACCCCACCAGAGGUAACCUGAGGUUCUGGAUUGGCAGCUGGACAGGUUGAUGGAGGUCUUUUCCAACCGGAAUGGUUCUGUGAUGCGAUGUAUGUGCAGAGCCAGCGUUACGUCCAGCUUUGUCCCUGUGCUGUUUGUGAGCCGGGUACCGACACGAGGUCCUGCGGUGGCUGGAGCUCUGCCACCUCUCAUCCUUCCCACUCGUACUGCCAUACCCACCCAGCACACAGGAUGCUUACCUUUGUACUUUCUAAUAAAGAAGUCCUGGCACGGA
This is a messenger RNA of Phasianus colchicus (ring-necked pheasant), 2249 nucleotides long. It is a transcript of the gene GNG12, whose product is annotated as G protein subunit gamma 12. Gene Ontology annotation, cellular component: heterotrimeric G-protein complex. Gene Ontology annotation, molecular function: G-protein beta-subunit binding. The record is from RefSeq and is a predicted model, not a curated record. Gene Ontology annotation, biological process: G protein-coupled receptor signaling pathway. NCBI's taxonomy places the organism in Eukaryota, Metazoa, Chordata, Aves, Galliformes, Phasianidae.